This is a messenger RNA of Ictalurus furcatus (blue catfish), 3529 nucleotides long. It is a transcript of the gene marc1, whose product is annotated as mitochondrial amidoxime reducing component 1. The transcript is spliced from 7 exons. Gene Ontology annotation, biological process: nitrate metabolic process. Bases 67 to 1029 code for a protein of 320 amino acids. Gene Ontology annotation, molecular function: molybdenum ion binding; nitrate reductase activity; pyridoxal phosphate binding. The record is from RefSeq and is a predicted model, not a curated record. Lineage: Eukaryota; Metazoa; Chordata; Actinopteri; Siluriformes; Ictaluridae. Gene Ontology annotation, cellular component: mitochondrial inner membrane.
CUGCUGCGAUAUUCAUAACGUUUUUCAGCAGACUCGUUCACAUUAACCUUAUCCCGGAAGCUGAAAAUGGAUUUUCUGGUUAAACUAUUUGCCCAGAACAGGAAAGUAGCUUUUUGCAUGACAGGGACGGCUGUGGCUUUGCUCGGACUCGCGCUUGGUUACAGAUACACGCGCAGGCAGAAAAAGUUAACUCGAGUCGGUGUUGUGUCACAGUUGUUGCUUCAUCCCAUGAAGUCUGGGAAAGCGGUGUGUGUUCCUGCAGCCGAGUGUCUGAGAAUGGGCCUUAAAUGUGGAGAUCUUCGUGACCGUCACUGGCUGGUCAUUACAGAAGAUGGCCACAUGGUGACAGGGAGACAGCAGCCUCGCUUAGUUCUUGUGUCUCUGACUUGUGAGGGGGACCAGGUCUGUCUCAAUGCUCCUGAGAUGGAGGAGCUCAAGUUUCCCCUUAACCAGCCCAGCAAUCCCAUCUUUAAGUGCAGGGUGUUUAGUUCAGACACUGAAGGCAGAGACUGUGGUGAUGAAGUAUCUAACUGGUUCACUCGAUAUCUGGCAGCAGACAAGACCUUCCGCUUGGUGCACUUUGAACCUCAGUUAAAGGCGCGAGCGCCUCCUGAGAAAGGCUUUCCCAAGGAUGAAAAGGUGGCUUAUCCUGACGCUGCUCCUGUCAUGUUGAUGUCCGAGUCUUCUCUGUAUGACUUGAGCAGCAGAAUGGAUCGUGACAUCUCUGUUUGUCAGUUCCGGCCCAGCAUUGUGGCCAGCGACUGUGAGCCUUUCAGUGAGGACUCAUGGGACUAUGUACAGAUUGGCCAAGUGGAGAUGCAGAGAGUUAUGGGCUGUGGAAGGUGUAUUUUCACCACUGUUGAUCCUGAAACUGGAAUAAUCACUAGAAAAGAGCCACUGGACACUCUCAGAACUUAUCGGCUAACCGACCCUGCCCAGAAAACUGCACCAAUACUUGGGCAAUACUACACAGUGAAGAAAACUGGGACCUUCCAUGUUGGUGAUCCCAUAUACAGAAUUAGUUACUGAGGAAGGACAUGAUGGACCUAACAUGAAGCUCAAAUCUUAGAACAAAUAUAUAAUUCAUGUCAAUGUAAUAUGCAAAUUUGCAUGUCAUUAGUGCUUACAACCAACACUACUUUGUGUGCAUAAUGUACAUGUGCAGAUGUUCCUUAAGAAGUUUAAAGGAAAACACUGAAUAGAAUUAAAUGUGAAUGAUUUAUCAUUUAUUAGCUGGGCAGCUAUAAUUGGUGUUGGCCUCACACAUGCUAUUGAUUCUGUGGUACAUAAUGCUUUUUUUUCUUUUUUUUUUUUUGGUAAUGUUAUAAUAUUAAAUACAGGUGAUUAUUAUUCAAGCCAGUACAACUCGUAAUUCUAAAAUGAAUAUUUUACAAGUGUAAAGUGUGUGUAAUAGGUGUGCUACUUUGGUGUACUUCCAAUAGGAGGUGCCAUAAGAUCAGUUAAAACACUAGGUUACAAUAAGUUGUAUUAAUUUAUUAAUACAACUUAAUACAACCAGUUUAUUAAUUACACCUACCUUAUAUUGCACUCAGUGGUAUAUCUACCAUAUUAGUGAAUUUUGUUGAUAUUCAGUCCAAUAAUGGAAAGGGAUGACCACAUCAACACCCACCAAUGUGGGUAGAGUAUGAUUCUCAGAACAGCAAUGACACUGACACGAUAGUGUGGCACUGUAUCAACCAUUUUUGUACACCGUGUACAAUUACUGCACUUUAUUAGGCACACCUACCUUGUUGAUACCUUGUAGGUGUACAAUUAGAAACUACGCCUUAUAAUUUUUUUUUUUCCAGGCACAAUUUAUGUUAAUCCAUCAAUGUCACUUUCUGAACAUAGGGCUGUUAUUGACGGGAUAUUUUUGGUUGCUGGUUGUUCUUAGCCCUGUAAUGAUAUUCAGUUUGUUUAAAAAAUGUUCAGCAUUACUGAUGUACUUGUGCCAGUGCCGGAUGCCCUACCAUAUUAGUGUCACCGCAAGUCAGAAUGAUCCACUUUCCCAAUAAUAUCUGGUCAGAGGUGGUCCUGUGGGGGUCCCUUUCUGUUUGUGUGUAGAGUUAAGGGAAGCUGACUAACUGCAUAUCAUCAGAUGGGCUACAGUCAGCAAUUGUAUGGCUACAGUGUGCACCUUGCUGUUGUCUUUAUUUGGUCUUUGGUUUCAUUUAUUAACAUUUACAUGAAUAAUGACCAUUAAUUAUUGCAAUAAUUUAAAUUUUAAAUUGCAUUUCCAUAAAAAUGUGUACUGUUCCUAUUCAGAUUUGGAAAGCUAAAAGGUCUAUUUUCUGAACAAUAUAUUCAUAUAAACUGAUUAUCAAACAGGUCCACAAAAUCUGUUAAUGCUGGCUAAUUGUGCUUCAUUUAGAUUGCAUUGCUAAUAUUUUGCACUCACUUUUCUUCACUGAAUGCAAAAUAAACAAAAAUGAUACAAAUAAUGUAAAUAAAUAAAAAAGUGGUAAUUUUUUCAAACUAGCAAAGCAUUCACAAUAUAUAAAAGCAGAAGGAAAUGAAUGAAUAACAAAGAGAUAAAGAACUAAGGGAGUCUCUGAGCUUGGGAAACCUGACUAGACUUGCAGUCUUUAAGCUAACUGUUUAACUUGCACCAAAUUUGAUAGGUUUAGCAAAUAGACAGUCCGUAUUUCAUUGCUGAAAUCAUAGACUAAUCAAAUCAUAGACUACCUGAGCCAGUUUUUUCCCCUCCCAAGCAUUAGCACUCCACAGAGUUCACCGAUCUGUCCUUAAUAAACUGGGCAGAUAGCUACAGCUACCAUGUUUUUCACUUAUUUGGACUGAGUAAAUGCAUUUUCUAUAAAGUAAUGUACUUUCUGGCAGAGUUCCUUCAGUUUUGCCUCAAGCAAAUGCCAGUGCUGCUGUGUAAAGUCUUACCAACCGGUAAGUCCAGGCCACCAUUACUGCGGUCAGGGUUAAAAACAAUAAUAUUUUGGUUUGUUAUGCAAGAUAUUCCAUCCCUUUCCCUUUAUCUCAGAAAUAAAAUGUGUGUAUCCUGCACAUUCAGUUCACUGGCCUAGAGGGAAAGCUGUCUGGAGGAAGCUUAUAAAAUAUGUGCCAUUAGGUUAUUACUGUUGCAAAGUAAAGUACUAUAGCCUUUUGACAUGCAUUUCUCUGUCUCUUAAGCCAUUGGGGGUCAUUAAGUUUUUACAGCCUUCCAUAGCUCAAUAAAUAUUUUGCACACCAUGAAGCAAAGCACGCAAUAUUUCAGUGGGGUCUAGUAACUAUGCGACCUAAACAGGUUCUAGUAUGUCUGAAGAUGAUACUGUUUUUUCUUGGUUUGUAAUAUCACGCAAUGAAAACCUGUCAAGCUGCUAAAGCUUGUAGGGUAAAACAGUUUUUAACGUUUCAGAAUUCAACUGAAUUUUAACAUUUACAACAGAAAUUUAAAUAUAAACUCAGUCACUAGGAAACAUUUGUAUAAAUAAGGCAUUUUAAAAUGUACAGUAAAUAAAAAAAAAGAAAAAGAAAGUAAUGCUCAAUAAAUUCUCAAUGUUGUAAACAAGCAUAUGGC